This is a messenger RNA of Mya arenaria, 480 nucleotides long. Its product is annotated as TBC1 domain family member 5 homolog A-like. Lineage: Eukaryota; Metazoa; Mollusca; Bivalvia; Myida; Myidae. The transcript is spliced from 2 exons. Bases 1 to 480 code for a protein of 159 amino acids. The record is from RefSeq and is a predicted model, not a curated record.
AUGGAGAAGCACGACAACGCCAAUAAAUACGACACCGCCACAAACACCGAGCACGACAACGCCAAUAAAUACGACACCGCCACAAACACCAAGCUCGACAACCCCAAUAAAUACGACACCGCCACAAACACCAAGCACGACAACGCCAAUAAAUACGACACCGCCACAAACAACGAGCUCGACAACACCAAUAAAUACGACACCGCCACAAACACCAAGCACGACAACGUCAAUAAAUACACCGCCACAAACAACGAGCACGACAACGCCAAUAAAUAUGACACUGCCACAAACAACGAGCUCGACAACGCCAAUAAAUACGACACCGCCACAAACAACGAGCACGACAACGCCAAUAAAUACGACACCGUCACAAACAACAAGCACGACAACGCCAAUAAAUACGACACCGCCACAAACAACAGCAGGUACGACAACGCCAAUGGGUGCAUCGGCGUCCAGAGAGCUUACAACCAGUAA